UCUGCUAUCAGAUGUCUUUGACAGCCAGACAUGCCUCUUCUCUCAGCGUUCGUGCGUCAGGAGCAGCCGUGGGUACGCCUCUUCCGACCCACUGUGCCUCGGUAGCCGAGCAAAAAGAGUCCUCCGUUUUGCUUGCUUUAUAGGAAACAAAUCUGUUAGAGAUAAACGGGUGCUCUUCUGUUUUUCGGCCGAAGGAAACAAUACCUGUACUUUCUGACCCAGAGCUGACCAGAAGCACGGGGAAGCCGCUUGGAGCGUCGCCAAACCCCACAACCAAAACCCAGCCCUGCUUUGAUUACGCGCCGAGAGGGGGAGCAUGUUGAGAUUGUGACAACCCCAAGUGUACUUUACGAACUCCGCAGUGUUAUUACUGGUCUGGAAUCUAACCUGGCUCACAGACGCGGCCACUAUCAAAGAACCACCAGGGAAAAAAUGCUUAGACAACGGCAUGUGUGAUACUCUAAAUUAAAUGACUAUUUACUGAACUAUUUAAACUGUUUUAUCUUAAAUAUUUUGUAAUGGACAUGUCUUCGCAAAACGAUAUCCGUAAACUCCUACCGUGCUUGUGUGCUGGAGACUUAAGUGCUGGUGUGCAAAGCAGUUCUUCGAGUUCAGAAUGUCUACUCGUUUGAUUUGAAUUGUCAAAGAAAAAGAGAAACCGAAUUUCUCUGCGGCUACGGGGAUUGGGGUUUCCAGCAUACAGCCCGAACACUGACAGCAUCCACUCGCCCUGAGUUUGUGUCGUGGUCACACAGACGGGAUAUUAAUGGAGUUAGAAAAUAUUGUGGCCAACACGGUGCUUUUAAAGGCGAGAGAAGGCGGGGGCGGGAAACGGAAAGGACGAAGCAAAAAAUGGAGGGAGAUUCUGCGCUUCCCUCACAUCAGCCAGUGUGGAGAACUACGCAACAGUAUCGAGCGGGACUACUUCAGCCUGUGUGACAGGCAGCCCAUUGGCAGGCUGCUGUUUCGGCAGUUCUGCGAGACUCACCUCAAGUUCCUGCGGUGCAUCCACCUUCUGGAUGCCAUGGAGGAUUAUGAAGUGACAUCAGACGAGAAGAGAAAGGUGCGCGGUGAAGACAUCAUUAAGACGUUUUUCACAAAAGGGUCACAGGAGUAUGUGCCGGAGGUGGCUGAAUACUUCAUCGAACAGUGCAAAGAGAACCUGGAGCUCAGCCCUUGUAAAGAGCUCUUCAACGAGUGCAGAGAGGCGCUCCACGAGCAUUUAAGCGGAACACCCUUUUUAGAAUACCAGGACAGCAUGUACUUUGACCGCUUCCUUCAGUGGAAAAUGUUGGAAAGACAACCUGUCACAAAAGACACUUUUCGACAAUACCGAGUGCUGGGAAAGGGAGGUUUUGGAGAGGUAUGUGCUUGUCAGGUACGAGCCACAGGGAAGAUGUAUGCCUGUAAGAAGCUGGAAAAAAAGCGAAUCAAAAAGAGGAAGGGAGAGGCCAUGGCUCUAAAUGAGAAGCAGAUCCUGGAGAAAGUGAACAGCAGAUUUGUGGUUAGUUUAGCGUACGCCUAUGAGACCAAGGACGCCAUUUGUUUGGUGCUGACCAUAAUGAAUGGCGGGGAUCUGAAGUUCCACAUCUACAACAUGGGCACCCCUGGCUUCGAUAGGGAGAGAGUGGUGUUUUAUGCUGCAGAGAUCUGCUGUGGACUGGAGCACCUGCACAGAGAAGCCAUUGUCUAUAGGGAUUUAAAACCAGAGAACAUUCUUUUAGAUGACUAUGGGCACAUUCGGAUAUCUGACCUGGGCUUGGCCAUCAAGGUGCCUGAAGGAGAGCUGAUUCGAGGCAGGGUGGGCACUGUUGGCUAUAUGGCCCCCGAAGUGAUCAACAACGAGCGCUAUGCCAUGAGCCCCGACUGGUGGGGGCUGGGCUGCCUGAUCUUUGAGAUGACGGCGGGCCGCUCCCCCUUCCGGGUGCGCAAGGAGCGGGUGAAGAGGGAGGAGGUAGAGAAGCGGGUGCAGGAGGAGCAGGAGGAGUACAACGAGAAGUUCACCGAGGACACCAAGAACGUCUGCAGGCUGCUGUUAACUAAAGAUGCGAAGUUGAGGCUUGGGUGCCAGUCAGAUGGGGCAGCAGGGGUUAAAGCUCAUCCUUUCUUCAAGAACAUCAACUUCAAGAGGCUUGAGGCUGGCAUCCUGGAGCCUUCCUUCGUGCCUGAUCCCAGAGCUGUGUACUGCAAAGACGUCCUGGACAUUGAACAGUUCUCCACUGUCAAAGGGGUCAACCUGGACCAAACUGACAAUGACUUCUAUGCCAAGUUUGCCACAGGCAGCGUUUCGAUUCCCUGGCAGAACGAGAUGAUUGAGACCGAGUGUUUUAAAGACCUGAAUGUCUUUGGACCACAAGAAACAAGGCCUCCUGAUUUAGACUGGAAUCACCUUCCUGAACCGCCUCGACGCAGCCUGCUGGACAGACUCUUCAGAAGACAUGCACCAGAGAACACCUUGGCUUACAGCAAAAUGUCUUCCAGUGUGAAUUCUGUGGACUCUUUAGCAAACUCUGUCCCCUAGUGGCCAACAAAAGUAUGACAUGCCAAGGGGGAAUGAUUGCCCCCACUCCAGUACCUUUGAAGAAAAGACAAUUUUAUUAAACGAAAUAACAAAAGGAAAAAAAAGUCACCUCACAGGAUCUCAGGAUUAUUGCAAUGGAUGGGAGACACAGAUUCAGGGGACAAUUUUAAAAGAAGACCGCUGCAGGGAAUUUAGUCGGUGAAUCUUUGUUUUCUAAAAAGAACAAAUGCAGAAUAGAAGACUCAACACCACCAACCUCAAGGCAAAGCUUGUUUGCCUUGCAUACUCUCAGGCCAAAGAUUUUUUUUUAAUUCUUUUUAUUUUUUUAAUUAAUUUUAUUAUUAUUAAUGUUGUAUGUGGAGUUUGUUUGUUUUUUUACAAAAUGUACAUUUGAACAGAAAAGAAACUGCUAUAACCGAUUUUAAAAGAAGGUCUGCUUUUUUAACAAAGUGGAUACCAUAGCCAUACAUAAUUCAACGAGUACAAUGGACACCCAACGAGCACAAACCCUUUUCAUCUCCAUGAUUUGGAGAAGCCACCUGAAGUACAGUAGAGUGACAGGGCUGCUGUAUGGGCUGGAGGCUGCUGUAGAUGGUGGAUUAAGACUUGAGGUCACAGAGGCGAUAGAACUGCUCUCUGCUGUGGUCUGGAUGGAAAAAGUCUGCUGUCUGUAGAAAUCUAGUAUCAAACUCCCAGAAAGCACAGAAGAAAGGAAAAGGAGCAGUCCGUUCUGAAAAGCUCUAGGAGGAGCCUCAAAAUGUGGAAAACACUAAGGAAACUUUUUUUUAGAAGAAGUCAGAGAUUUCUUUAGGGAAGGGAGACAAUUCACUUUGGUCAAUGUCAACAUUGCAAAUACAGUUCGGUUAUGGCUGGGAUCCUAGGAAUGAAAAAUGCCUACAUUUUUAGAAGAUAUUGUCCAAAAUCCAAGUUUAUAUAGCACAUUUAUAUAUAGUUAUCACAUUUUGUUGGCUGGAUACUGGCAAUAGUACAGAUGAGCAGUAGUGCAGGCAGUCACCUGUCCUUCUACCAAAAUCAAUCAAUAUUAUAUUGAUUAAUACUUCACUUGUAUUCCGUUUCUGAAUAGAUGUAACCUUAAAACCAACCAAGUUCGGCACUGAACUCCCAAAAGAAGAGAAAAGAAAAUAGUGGGUUGUGCAGUAUAUGGGAGUAGUUUAAUUAAACAAUCAAAGCCUAUUUGUGCUUCUAAUUUCUGUGAAGUAUGUGUGGCUGUGUGUUUGGUGUUGAUACAGAAAUAUCACUUUGAUAUUUUACCAACUCUUUUUGAAGCCAUACCAAUGGAAAGCAUAGAAUGUACCACUGCCAUUGGCAAUAACUGCAUUUCUUGACCUUGUUACACAAAUAAGUAGGAAAGUAAAGUGUAAGCUUUUAAAAAAAAUACAGAAACAAUUGUGCAUCAUUUCAAACCCAGGUGUACACAAAAUAGGUAACCAACAGUACACUGCAUAAUAUAAAAAACCCAAAACAUAUUCAACCAUAUCCAUGUACCCUUUUUAUAUUUUCCUUUUUAUCACCGACAGGUCUAAUGUACCAACUAUAGAUUAUGCAGUACAACAUACAUGAAGCACUUUAGUUUUUGUGAUUGUACAUCAUUGCUAUUUAUGUGUUGAGCUGCGUUCAUAUCAGUUUUUAAAAGAGUGGAGGUUUCAGUAUUUUAUAAAUAAUUCAAUCAACAUUCUGAAAGCAGAAGUAGGCAAUGGUGAAAACAGAAUGGGAUAUCUAUUUGAAAGAGCUUUCUUCUGAUUACAUUUAUUUUUGAUGAUUAAAGCUUUUAAAUGGUAGGCGUGUUGCAAAUGACAUUCUAUGACACAGAAGAAAGCUACCAGCACUGAUUGUUAUGUGAAGAAAGACCCAUAUCUAAGAUGAGAACACCAGGUUUGGUUAAAAUACAAUCGAUUAGUAGAGGACAGACAGAGAGGACCAUCUUAAACUAUUGUACCAGCUUAAAAAGCUUGAAUGUAAUUUGUGUCUGCUAAUCUAAUGUGUUCCCAAAAAUACAUGAAAUUGGAUGCAUUUCCAAUUAAUUUACAAAAUACUGAAAACAGUUGUUUUUUGUUAGAAUGUGGUGGAAAAAAUGAGUGAACCUCCUCUCACCAUCACCACCACACAAGACACAGAUAUUCUUAGAACCAAAUGUCUAUGUCCUGCAGUUUACAUAAAGACAGAGGCUUGAGGUGCCUUCAGGGAAGUGUGGAGUCAGCUAAUGUGAUCUAAAGACAAUUUGCCAGGUUGGGAAGAUACAAUGUGCAAAUUAACAGUUGAGGAACUGAACGGAAGAUCUGUUUUUUAAAUGUAUUUUAACAGUUUAGUCACUUUACAAAACAAUUGGUAUCACACACAUAUGCAGGAUAACAAAACUUGUAAAGUUUCCUAUAUAUGUAUGUACUUAUAAUUUGGCCAUAUGUGCUUUCAAUAUCUGUUCCUUAGAUACUGCCAGAACAUCAGAUCCCACCGGAUUUUAAUCCAUGAAUGCAUUUCAGGAAGGCGAUGCACAUUUUCAAUGUUAAAACGUUCAAAUAUCAGGAAGAACGUUCAUUUAGCAAAAAACAGCUCCUGCUAUAUACUAAGCAUGUUGUGUUAUUUUAUUGUAUCAGUCUAGGAAAAAAGUUUUUUUGAAAUAUUUAAAUGUUUUCAUUUGAUUUGCGUCAAGUGCCUCUCUGCAUCCAGAACAAGUCAGGCGAGGUUCCAUAAAGCCAGUAUUGAACAGUUGCACUCCGAUUGAAAGUUUUCAUGUUUUCCUAAGUCAGAAGGUAGCUCCAGUAACCAGUGAAAGAGCCUCCUCAGCUUGAUGUAGACAGUGAGCUCCCAGCAGCAUGAGAAUCCAAUCCAGUGGUGCAUGAUGUGUCUGGCAACAGCACCACUGCACUGGACGAAACCUUGUAAUGAAACUUUGUAAUGUGCCUUGUAACGAAACUCCCAAUAAAACCGGUGAUGGCCUGAA
Molecule: messenger RNA, 5480 nt
Organism: Lepisosteus oculatus (spotted gar)
Lineage: Eukaryota; Metazoa; Chordata; Actinopteri; Semionotiformes; Lepisosteidae
Product: G protein-coupled receptor kinase 5-like
Biological process (GO): protein phosphorylation; regulation of signal transduction; signal transduction
Cellular component (GO): cytoplasm
Molecular function (GO): ATP binding; G protein-coupled receptor kinase activity
Source: RefSeq, a predicted model, not a curated record